ACACUCUCAUCCAUUUCCCACCACUACACCACCUAACUUUUCUACCCAAAAGCAAACAAAAAUCACUUCUACAGAGAGAAGUGCAAGAAAAAAAAAAUAACAAAAGUGCCUGAAAAAACCAAACUAAUGGGAGGUGGUCUUAUGGCAGCAAAACUAUGCGACUCUUGCAAGUCCGCAACCGCCACAAUCUUCUGCCGCGCUGAUACCGCGUACCUCUGCAUUUCUUGCGACGCCAAGAUACACGCAGCCAACAAGCUCGCAUCUCGCCACGCUCGCGUAUGGGUGUGCGAGGUAUGCGAGCAUGCUCCUGCAACAGUUACAUGUAAAGCAGACGCUGCACAUCUCUGCGCUACAUGCGACCGUGACAUCCACUCAGCUAACCCUCUUGCGCGCAGACAUGAACGUGUUCCUCUCACUCCUUUUUACUACCCUCUCUCUCCUCCGAACACCACCACCAACAACAACGAUGACUCCGACUCAUCGGCUACAGCAGCAGCAGCCGCAAAAUCAGCUGCAAUCAACAAGUUGUUUGGAGAUGAGUAUUACUCUGAUGCUGAUGAAGCUGAAGCAGCUUCAUGGCUUCUCCCGAAUCCUAAUAAAACUGAUGAACCCAAGUCGAUUGAUUACUUGUUCUCUAGCUCUGGAAAUGAUGGUGAUGAUAUUGAUCCGUAUUUGGAUUUAGAUUUUGGAGCCGAAGCGAAACCUGAUCCGGAUCUUAGUUCGGAUGGUGUGGUUCCGGAUCCGGAUCAGAAAGGGGUUCAUCAUCAUCAUCUAACAACACUGCAACAUCCAGCUGCUUCUAUGUUUUCUCUCUCUUCUUACCAUCACCACCACCACCACCACCAUGUUAGCAAUAAUAAUGGUCAUUUUGAUGGGUUUGAGAAUUCUUCUGCUGCUUGCAAACCUUUUGCUCUCUCCUCUUAUCAUACUCAGCCUUCUCUUAGUCACAGUGUGUCAUCAUCUUCGUUGGACUUUGGAGUAGUGCCUGAUGCAAGCAACAUUACAGAUGUGGCAUCAACUGGAUUUGACAAGCAACAACAAAUGAAGAUAAUUGGGAUGGAUAGAGAAGCUAGAGUAUUAAGGUACAGAGAGAAGAGGAAGAAUCGCAAGUUUGAAAAAACCAUCCGUUAUGCUUCUAGGAAGGCCUAUGCUGAAACUCGGCCUCGCAUCAAGGGCCGCUUUGCUAAGCGGACCGACGUCGAGGCCGAGGUUUCUGCGGCCUCUGUUGAUGGACUCUUUGCCCCUGACCCUGGUUAUGGUGUCGUUCCAACCUUUUAAGGUUUCUUCCACCUUAAAGGAAGCAAAAAAAAAAAAACUACCAAUGAUGUUUAUGGUAAUAGUUGAUGUAGUAUAUGUUGUGUUUUAUCAUUUGUGUACAGUUUAGUCUUUGAUCUUGUAGCAUAAAAAUAGUGCUACUUAAUUCCUCUCCUAUGUGUUUUAAGGAGUAAUUAUUGUAGUAGUUGUUGAACUUUUCAUUCAAGUGUAAGGAUGGUGAUGAUGAUGAUCAAAGUUUUGUGGGGAUUCUCUAAAGUAGUCUGAACUGGUAAUUACGUUGUACUAAUUAUUAUUAAGCCUCUUUUUUUAGGGGGCUUUUGUACUAUGUUUUGAUUAAACUAUAGGGACCUUUUUGCUUUUUUAUUUAUUUAUUGUGUUUUCUUUGUUUAA
Beta vulgaris subsp. vulgaris (sugar beet) is the source of this 1665-nucleotide messenger RNA. Its product is annotated as zinc finger protein CONSTANS-LIKE 4. The coding region runs from base 127 to 1278 and encodes 383 amino acids. Gene Ontology annotation, molecular function: zinc ion binding; protein binding. The transcript has 2 exons. Gene Ontology annotation, biological process: regulation of photoperiodism, flowering; regulation of flower development. The record is from RefSeq and is a predicted model, not a curated record. Gene Ontology annotation, cellular component: nucleus. Lineage: Eukaryota; Viridiplantae; Streptophyta; Magnoliopsida; Caryophyllales; Amaranthaceae.